Achroia grisella is the source of this 5160-nucleotide messenger RNA. RefSeq names its product nephrin (gene sns). Gene Ontology annotation, biological process: cell-cell adhesion. The record is from RefSeq and is a predicted model, not a curated record. Gene Ontology annotation, cellular component: cell-cell junction. The transcript is spliced from 29 exons. Lineage: Eukaryota; Metazoa; Arthropoda; Insecta; Lepidoptera; Pyralidae. Bases 391 to 4608 code for a protein of 1405 amino acids. Gene Ontology annotation, molecular function: cell adhesion molecule binding.
UGGUACAGGGAGGACGUGCGUCUCGCCGCGCUCGCACACACCUGUGGCAUCGCGUAGACAGAGACAGAUAUACGUGCGUAGUGUUCUCGUUUCGCUCGCGUCGUGCGUUCGAUUUUUGUUUUUGUUUGCGAAUUUUGGAUCACAGUGGCAGUUGAAGUGUUGUGUCAGUGAAUGAUCCUUAACCAACGUCAAAAUAGAGAGCAACACUUCCAUUCACGGCUAAUAAGAAAAUGACAAAGUGUAACGUAACUCCGCGCGUAGUGUUAGUGACAAAGUGACUAGUGCGUAGUGUCGGAUUUAGUGGAAUAUGUGCAGGUGAUUAAAAACUGGAACUUUAAUAAAUUAUGCAGUGUUCGGUUGUAGUUAAAAAUAAUAGUUAUUUGUGCCAAAAUGAGGAACGUCAUCGCUGUAUUGGGCGUGCUGGUCUGCGUCGCUGGCUUCCAGCAACAGUACUUCAGAAUCGUACCUCGGAGCUUACGAGUGCAGGAAGGCAAUGAAGCCGUGCUAGAAUGUGCUGUGGCCAAUCUAGCUGGUCAGGUACAAUGGGCCAAGGACGGGUUUGCACUAGGCUUCUCAUCUGUGAUCCCCGGAUAUCCUCGCUACACAAUGUUCGGCGACCGGCGACACGGUGUCUACAAUUUGCGCAUUGUGAACGCGAGUUUAGAAGAUGACGCCGAGUUUCAGUGCCAAGUGGGACCAGCGCAGAUGCAUAAGGUCAUACGCGCCAACGCCUCCCUAACUGUUAUAUCGCCACCCACGGCUGUGGAGAUAACGAAUCACCCGCCAAACUCGAAGAUAGAAGUGAAGCAGGGUGAAACAGUAUCUUUGGAGUGUAUGGUGAAGAAUGCGAAGCCAGCUGCCAAAAUCGUGUGGUACAGGGGUAACGUGGAGUUUAAGGGAGAUAAAGUUUCGAAGGAAGAUGUGAAGGAAAUCGAGAGUCCAACUGGUAAUCCAAAGAUGACAAGAUAUACAACAAUAUCAAGGAUAAAAUUCGAAGCAUCUUCAGAUGAUGACUACGCAGACUUCACAUGCGAAGCAAGGCACGAAGCACUUCAACGGGACUCGCCGAUGCGAAGCACUGUACAGCUGAGUGUAUUAUACCCACCUGGAGCUCCGUACAUUGAAGGUUACGCGGAAGGCGAGACAGUCCGCCGUGGACAGAGCUUGGAGCUGGUCUGCAGGAGUCGAGGCGGAAACCCACCCGCCCAACUCAUCUGGUACAAGAACGGUGAACAGAUCCGUAUGGCUUACAGAACGAGCGGUAGAAUGUCGGAGAAUGUUUUAUCAUUCAAAGCUGAUGCAUCAGAUAACAAGGCGAGGUACACGUGCGAGGCAAAGAAUAUAAUGAUCAGCAACACGCUGAAGGCAGAAAUUGACCUUACAGUACUAUUCGCACCAUCCCACGUCACCAUCUCUGGUCCUUCGGAGGCAAGAGUCGGCGAUCCUGUACCAUUAAGCUGCAGCACAGCACCUUCGAAUCCUGCUGCUGAUAUCAAGUGGCUGGUGCUGGGGAAACAUCAUAAGGAAGCUAGUAACCGUACUGUUAUAUCACCUGAAGGAGGAUGGAUUACCACAUCUAACAUAACGGUGGUAGUGGAACCGAACCGGCGAUCCAUCGUUGUGGUAUGCCAUGGUAUCAACGCCCAACUCACGGAGAAUGUAGUAUCCACUCACACCAUCAAUGUUCUAUAUCCACCCUCGGCCCCUAUGAUCACUGGCUACAUCCCCGGGACAACCCUUGCUGCUGGUACUGUACAGAAACUAUCCUGCAUAUCAAGUGGCGGAAACCCCCUGGCGACGCUCACGUGGUUUAAAAAUGAUAAAAAGAUUCAUGCAGUGACUAAAACUACGGACAAAUCCGUGUCGAGUGAGAUAUCUAUAUUCACAAACGUCACAGACAACCAAGCUCAAUAUCGAUGUGAAGCUACAAACAGCGCCACAGAAAUACCCUUGUUCGAGACUGUCACGUUAAAUGUACAUUUUGCUCCUGAAGCUGUGAAGGUUAGAGCUGAACCUGAAGAGUUGAAGCCAGGAAACGAAGCAACCUUAUACUGUGAUGCUGCGUCCAGUAACCCACCAGCAACCUUGACUUGGUGGCGAGAUGGAAUACCUGUUCAAGGUCUUCCAAUGCAACUGAAGAAAGGUCUACAUGGUGGAACAGUAUCGACGAUAGAAUUAAAACUGAACAUCACAAAAGAUUUAAACGGAGCAGUGUACACAUGCCAAGCAAUGAACGAGGUGUUGCAGAGAAGUGUUCAUGAUGCACUGGCGUUAAAAGUAUUAUAUGCGCCAAUAUUUGAUGAAACUACACCUGACACAACAGUGGGAGUUGAGAAUGAGCCUCUUAUUAUAGUGUUGAGAGCAGAUGGAAACCCCGGCAGCAUCACAUACACUUGGACCAAGGAUGGACUGCCUAUUGCUCAGUCAUCAUACACUACAAGUGAGAGAAUAGUCUCUGAAGGCAGUAUGCUGAACAUCACAAGAUUGUCAAGACAUGAUGCAGGAGUUUACAUUUGUGAAGCAGUUAACUCGCAGGGUGCAGCCGUCGCUAACAUUUCAGUAUCCGUUCAUUAUUCAGCCAGUAUAAAGUUUGUUGGUCAAACUGCUAUAGUGAAUCCAAAUGAAGAUGUAACAUUAUCGUGCGCAGCUACAGGCAAUCCACUAACAGCAGAUCACUUCAAAUGGGAAAGGAAUGGGCAUAUUUUCGAUAAUAAAGUUGUAACUUUUGACGCUAAAAAUUUUACAAGUCACCUUCAAGUGUUGAAAGCAACAAGAAACGACGUGGGAGAUUACAAGUGUAUUGUUGAUAAUGGUAUAGGAGAGAAGGCGAGUCAAGAUGUCAUGCUAGUAGUUAAAUUCAAGCCUGAAAUGGACUCAUCACCCAGUCUCGUGAAAUCUGCGUCCAAUGUUGGACAAGUGGGAAGGUUAACAUGCAAAUGUAAAGCAGCUCCUGCGCCUAACUUUACGUGGUCCAAAAACGGCGCUAAACUACCAGUGAACACAUCGACCAAAUAUUUCGCUGAAUUUCAUAAAAUUGACGCAGUAACGUACACCUCUGUAUUGCUUGUAAAUGAUGUUACAACAUCUGACUAUGGGUCUUUCGAGUGUGGAGCCAGAAACGAUUUGGGAUUCAGCACUACUUCUGUGAAAUUGGAUAUCACUAGUGCUCCAGAUCAAGUAAUAUCAAUGACUGUUACCAACAUAACUCACAACUCAGUGACAGUGGAAUGGGUGCCAGCUUUCGAUGGAGGUCUACCUUCUUGGUACAGGAUAAGAUACAGGAAAAUAUACGACGAUUCCUACAGAUAUGAAGAUGUAACUCCUAGAAAUGCAACAACGUACACUGUUGUUAAUCUGGACAGGAAUACAGACUACGUGUUCUCUGUUAUGGCCAUAAACAAGAUUGGACAAAGCAAAUACAGGCCCGACGACACCAAAGCUACUACACUUACUUCGUCCGAAGUAGGGGAACUGAACGUAGUACCCACUGAGUAUGUUGAGCCGACUGACAUGUCCAAGUCUGUAACGUUAUACGUGACAUGCAGCGGGGCACUACUAGUGUUACUGAAUGCUGCAUUUAUUGCUUGUUUUAUUUUAAAGCGUCGCUCUCGCAGACUGAAAGAACAAGCCGGCCAGUCAUCCAAGUCUGCGACCAUAGAAAUGUACGCUCCAUCAUCAUACAAUGACACCAUGACGGGAGAAACCCUGAGCUCGGUGUCGGAAAAGUCAGAAACGUACUCCCAGGAUGACGGCGAUGAUCGUCAGCCACCACCGAUUCCUGAGGUUCCGUCGAUGCCCAACAGGCAUAUGUUGAGUCAGCAAACCGACGCGUACCUAAUGGAUGAUCAGGGUCUAGUCAUCCCCCCUCCCCUGGACUACCCCCCACCAAACUAUGCAGUGUACGAGGGAGACCACGCGCGGACGUUACCUCACCCCCACAGGCAUAAGGAUCUCAGUGGUCACAGUACAUUGGGAAGGAGUGCUGGUAAAAACUAUAUACCAGCCCCGAGCCCUAUGCCCCCUCUCGACGGCUCCUAUUACAAUAUGUCGUCGGAUAGAUAUCUGUCAUAUCCACCCCUCAUAUCCGAAUAUUUACACCAGCAACAAACGGGACGGACCCCCACGCCUCCGCAGCAGUACGCCCCGCAGCCGGUACCGAAGCCCCACCUCAUGAACGGCGCGCUCCCGGGGGGGUCGCCCUCGCACGUCGCCAGCCCCCCACUCUCGUAUGGACUUGAUGCUCUAGACAGACAGUCAACUGGCGGGACGUUGAGACGACAGAGACUCGAAAAGAUGGCAGUUCCACCACCCGAUGUCACGGUACUUCAUCAGGGUAACUGCACACAGCACCCUCAAUUACCACAGACGCCGGCUCCAGUGAAACAACCCCAGUCCAUACUGAAAGACCCUUCACGGCACAAAUAUGGCAACCAAUACGGUAGCCCCAUCUCCUCGAGCACCCCCCAGAACAGCAAUUCAAGUCAAAUUCUCACCGUUCAGAAUUUGACCUCCGACGUACCCCAAUACGGCACAAUUAGGAAAGAAAAGAAACAAAACGUGACAAUUGACGAAUCCUACAACAAAAGAAGUGAAACUCAUGUGGUAUAAACAAACUGACCUUGUGCUGUGUGCAUUUGUAUAUAAAUUACUAGUAUAAUAUUUUAGAUAGAUAUAAAAAUUCAUUGAAUGUGAUAUACUGAAGUGCAAGUGUGCGUUUAGAUAGAAAAUAGUGUCUCAAAAAGACGUCGCGACAAACAUUAAUAAUAAAAAGACAGUUUGAAAAAACAUAACUCGUAAUUAGCAUGGACUUAAGUGAGUAACCGUGUCAAGAGGGACAUUCUUGUACCGUGUAUGGCUCGCCUUAUGCAUGAGUGGUUUAGCCCAAUAGUCAAAGUUACUCGGGUUGUGUGUAUGAUGAUACGACUGACUUAUCAUUAAAAUAAGCCAAGAUAACGUCCAAACCGACAUUGUAGGUAUGUUAAUGACAUUUUUAAUUGUCCAAUUAUAUGAGAAAUCAUUUUAGGAAUUAGGGCUAUAUUGCAUGUGAUUUGUCAAAUUGUGGCUUAAAAAUCUCUGAUAUAUACUCAAUAUAAUUAUUAAUAAAUGAACUGGUUUGAACAUAGUCAGCUCGUGAUCACGGCGAAACGUCGAGAGAGGUAA